AAUUUUUCUUUCACCCGCCCCCGGCCGCCGCCCGCGACUGGACCCGCGACUGGGCCCGCGCAGCCACUCAAGUGAAUUCCCGUCAGAGGUUGACUGAGUCGAGGUCGUCCAGCAACCUACCCUGGAUCUCAGUGCCCCUCCUUCUAUAUCUCAGUCAUCAGUCCCCUCUUCUCUUUCCUUUCCUUCCCUCCCGUCUUUCCUUCUUUCCUUCAUCAUCCUCAAUCCUCACACGGCCUCUCACUUUUUCAGAAGCCAACCCCCCCAAAUCAGUCACCAUGUCUACCUACUCCCUCUCCGAGACUCACAAGGCCAUGCUCGAGCAUAGCUUGGUCGAGUCCGACCCCCAGGUCGCCGAGAUCAUGAAGAAGGAGGUUCAGCGCCAGCGCGAGUCCAUCAUCCUCAUCGCCUCCGAGAACGUCACCUCGCGUGCCGUCUUCGAUGCCCUCGGCUCCCCCAUGUCCAACAAGUACUCGGAGGGUCUUCCCGGCGCCCGCUACUAUGGUGGCAACCAGCACAUCGACGAGAUCGAGGUUCUCUGCCAGAACCGUGCCCUUGAGGCCUUCCACCUCGACCCCAAGCAGUGGGGUGUCAAUGUUCAGUGCUUGUCCGGCAGCCCUGCCAACCUCCAGGUCUACCAGGCCAUCAUGCCCGUCCACGGCAGACUCAUGGGUCUUGACCUCCCCCACGGUGGCCAUCUUUCCCACGGUUACCAGACCCCCCAGCGCAAGAUCUCUGCUGUCUCUACCUACUUCGAGACCAUGCCCUACCGCGUCAACAUUGACACUGGUCUCAUCGACUACGAUACCCUCGAGAAGAACGCCCAGCUCUUCCGCCCCAAGGUCCUCGUCGCCGGUACCUCUGCCUACUGCCGUCUGAUUGACUACGAGCGCAUGCGCAAGAUUGCCGACUCCGUUGGCGCUUACCUUGUCGUCGAUAUGGCUCACAUUUCCGGCCUCAUUGCCUCCGAGGUUAUCCCCUCGCCCUUCCUCUACGCCGAUGUCGUCACCACCACCACUCACAAGUCUCUCCGUGGCCCUCGUGGCGCCAUGAUCUUCUUCCGCCGCGGUGUCCGCUCCGUUGACGCCAAGACCGGCAAGGAGACCCUCUACGACCUUGAGGACAAGAUCAACUUCUCCGUCUUCCCUGGUCACCAGGGUGGCCCCCACAACCACACCAUCACCGCCCUUGCCGUUGCCCUCAAGCAGGCUGCCUCCCCCGAGUUCAAGGAGUACCAGCAGAAGGUCGUUGCCAACGCCAAGGCUCUCGAGAAGAAGCUCAAGGAGCUCGGCUACAAGCUCGUCUCUGACGGCACUGACUCUCACAUGGUCCUCGUUGACCUUCGCCCCAUCGGCGUCGAUGGUGCCCGUGUUGAGUUCCUCCUUGAGCAGAUCAACAUUACCUGCAACAAGAACGCCGUUCCCGGCGACAAGAGCGCCCUCACCCCCGGCGGUCUCCGUAUUGGUACCCCCGCUAUGACCUCCCGUGGCUUCGGCGAGGCCGACUUCGAGAAGGUCGCCGUCUUCGUCGAUGAGGCUGUCAAGCUCUGCAAGGAGAUCCAGGCUUCCCUCCCCAAGGAGGCUAACAAGCAGAAGGACUUCAAGGCCAAGAUCGCCACCAGCGAUAUUCCCCGCAUCAACGAGCUCAAGCAGGAGAUUGCCGCCUGGAGCAACACCUUCCCCCUCCCCGUUGAGGGCUGGAGAUACGAUGCCGGUCUCUAAAUGUGUUACUCACAUACAGAGAUUUCCUGAAUGUUUUGCGUGGUAAUGAGGAUAUACGGUAUAUAAGCGUUUGGGGCAUUUUUCAACAGCGAUGCCAAUGGGUCGCGGAUAUGUUUUUCAACUUUGCAUGAGACCCGGGAUGAAGACUUGGGGAAAACUAAAAACAGGGUGGUUUAAAAGGGUCACUGGAUUUACGAUCUCAACGAUGGAUUAGGUUACGGGGAAAAAAAAGUCACUGGGAGUCGGAAAAAAAUUCACCAUAUUGCAUGCAUUUCUAAAGGGGCGUUGCAAUUUGGUACUUGGUCCUCAACAUGAUCAUUUUUCAGGACUGCGGAGUUCGGUGGGGAUAACUAGUUGUUUUAGACGACUGCUUCAACGCGGUUGGGGGUCACAAGUUUUGUACCCUGGAUCAUAAUAGACGCAACUAUUCUUGCGGCAAACUGAGGACGAUGGCCCAUGUUGUACAUAGGUCGGGUUCGUGGUUGUAUAUGUGUGGAUGAUGUCUGUGCUCAUGAGGGUAUGCGUUACGGUAUGAUGAUAAAAAGUCCGGACACGCUUAUACCAAAAACCAGGCCCAGCGAAUGUCCAAACCUUUUUCCACACCACCUGGCAUGUUGGGGCUUUUGCGAUGAUUCCUUCUGAUGUCACGUUGCUAAGGGAUACUAGAUGGGAUUAGAUACAUGGGAUGGAUAGAUCUACCCGGCUUGCUACCUUUACAUACGUAUUUGACUUAGAGAUAAUUAGGUUGAAGAAAUCUGUGCUGGUCGGGAU
This is a messenger RNA of Neurospora crassa OR74A, 2489 nucleotides long. It is a transcript of the gene for, whose product is annotated as serine hydroxymethyltransferase. NCBI's taxonomy places the organism in Eukaryota, Fungi, Ascomycota, Sordariomycetes, Sordariales, Sordariaceae. The transcript is spliced from 3 exons. Gene Ontology annotation, cellular component: cytoplasm. The coding region runs from base 276 to 1718 and encodes 480 amino acids. Gene Ontology annotation, biological process: L-serine catabolic process; folic acid metabolic process; tetrahydrofolate interconversion. The record is from RefSeq and is a predicted model, not a curated record. Gene Ontology annotation, molecular function: serine binding; zinc ion binding; pyridoxal phosphate binding.